GUUUUCGCUACGGGGUAGAUUACGUAGGGUAUGACAUAGAACGCGUCGAGAACUUCUCAGUACCGUCUGCAGCAGCUUACAACCCUUCGUGUUUCUACUGGACAUUUGAUAGAAAUAAAUCCGCUUGCUUUCUUAAAGACCAGUCAGCAGGAGAUAAUAUUGUUUCUGCAAGAGAAACACUCGCGAAAAUAUCUGCACCCAAAGAUUGCCUACCCAUUGAUGCAGGGUGCCAGCAGGUGGAUACAGGUUUCUUAGGAUCCGUAGUAAAUCAGCUGCGAAACGUAUUAACGUUUGAAGCAUGUCAGCAUAAUUGUCAGGCUGAAGACAAAUGCAGUUAUUUUACAUAUAAUCGGACAAAUAAAAUUUGCAUUUUAAGAAGCGCUUCUCCUUUCGGUUAUAUUAAAGAUGCUUCGACUGUCUCACAAGUCUCAGGGCCUAAGUUCUGCCCUAAUGAUGAUGUAUGCAUAGAACAAGGAGAUUAUGUUGGCUAUGAUAUUGAAGCAAUUGAAGACGGCAGCGUAGACAGCGCAAUUGCAUGCAGACAUUUGUGCAAACAACGCGAAGACUGCUCGUUGGAGAUCAACGCUGCGUAUUUGACAACCGAAGCUGAACGAGUAAAAGGUGUAGAGAGAUACGAUGAUUGCGAAGCAAAGUGCCGAGAAGCUGACUACUGUGCAACGUGGACGCAUCUACCUGCAGGAAAAGUUUGUUUGCUGCUGUCUGCUGCUGCUGCUGCUGCAGCAAAGAAGACCCCCCUAGACGGGGCUAUUUCCUCGCAUAAACAGCACAACGAUAAACAACAAAACAGCUGUCUUACUCCUGGACUCAAAUACAAAAACCCAUACAUGCUGCAUGCACUAAAGUCUCUUUAUGUGCAUCCUGGUCUUAUAACCUGA
Molecule: messenger RNA, 896 nt
Organism: Eimeria acervulina
Lineage: Eukaryota; Apicomplexa; Conoidasida; Eucoccidiorida; Eimeriidae
Exons: 6
Biological process (GO): proteolysis
Cellular component (GO): extracellular region
Molecular function (GO): protein binding
Source: RefSeq, a predicted model, not a curated record